This is a messenger RNA of Physcomitrium patens, 2782 nucleotides long. RefSeq lists its product as uncharacterized. NCBI's taxonomy places the organism in Eukaryota, Viridiplantae, Streptophyta, Bryopsida, Funariales, Funariaceae. Gene Ontology annotation, biological process: regulation of DNA-templated transcription. Gene Ontology annotation, molecular function: DNA binding. The record is from RefSeq and is a predicted model, not a curated record.
CCAUCGCAGCGUCGGAAUUAGGCCACAACACAGAUCGCCUUUCAGGGCAGUUGCAGGAGCAUGUUUCUUCAUGUCUUCUUCCCCGGAAUAGCAAUCUGCGCAAGCCUUGAUAACGCUCAUGAAUGAACCCCCUAGGUCAUACGCCCCUUUCGCUGGAAUGGUGGCAGGUUUCUCGUUGUCGCAGUUCGAGUCGUUGACGUGGGCAGAAUUGUGGACAGGGUUCGCAGUGAUGGGAACCCCCUCCGCCAAAUUGUGGUCGCCCAGAUCCUCUUUCCUCACGCAGAUAUUAGACUCGGGUGAAUCCGUAACGAGAGGCUGCAUGACGAGAUUUUUGUUGGAACCUAAUUGGGGGGGAGUUGAGUUUGAAACUCGGAGAGGGAGGGUUCUCACGCAGAUGGCCAGCUGUCUCCGACAUUGUGGAGUUUAAACGCUCAGACGCCGUUAGGAGCAAGGUUGUGCAUGCAGGAUGGGUUGAAAUUGCGAAUUGAGGAUCUGUGCGAACAGCUUGUGGGUUUCGUGUUGAAGAUGUCUUGACAUGCUGUGAUGAAGCACCUGGAGUUCACAGGGAAUUGGGUUCAGCGGGUGUGGUUUGUAACCACUUUUGAAUCAUCUCGUUAAUGCAGGGAGUCUGGCCUGCGAGGAAUGGGUUGAAGUGAUUUCGUUGCAUCGUGCUCUGCUCACGGAUUGCAAGUGACUCGCAGGUUUCGGUUCCUGAAUACUGUCUUCAUAAUUUUGAUUUGGGGUGAGUUAACGAAAGUUGGGAUACAAUUUGCUGGUGGAGAUAGCGGCCGCGGCAUGGGCCUUGUAUGUGACAUGAAGGCUGUGAAUGUUCGGGAGAAAAAAAAACGCUUGAAACGAGAGGAGUAUACGCACGUGAAGCAUGACAAAAGUUUCUCUGAUUGGAAGGUUCUCGUCGGUUCCUCUGACUGGAAGGAUCACGCGUCCGGGAAGAUUCCGGACCGAUAUCGAGUGAGCAACCUCCCUGGCAGCAAUUCUGGUCCUGGUGUGUAUGAGAUUGGAGUAACGCCACCUGCAUGGCUGCCAUCUCAGCGCAGCAAUCACUCCGGUUCUCUCAAACCUCAAGAUGUGGUGGUUGUAUACCUUGGGUGCGCUGAUAAUGUUAACUACCAUUUGCAUCGCUACGGACAGACGGGCGCUCAUCUCGAAGGUAUCAGGUCAGCAAGGUUGUUUAAUGCUAAGAAUGAGUUGGGUAGUACACCAAAACUUCCACAGCUUGAUAAGUCGAGGAGUCUUGCCUCGGAGUCUUCGAACACAAGCUCCGACAGAGCUCCCGGUACCGAUGGCGGUUACACGAGCAUUGAGAGCUAUGGAAGUAGUGAUCCCACUGAUGAGUACCAAGCAAAGUCAGAGAAGAAGAGUGCCAACCCUUCCGACCAAGUUGGUAGUCGUUCACCAAUGCGAGGUCCCCGCCUCUUUUCAGAGGCUUUUGCUCUAGGGUGCUCCAUAGCUUUUCGUUGGGCUGCGACCGAUAGCAAAGAAGCGGCCGAGAGGACGGAGUCCAAGCUAAUCGAUGUCUUCGACUACGCAUGGAAACGUGGAGGCAAAUUUCGACAACGCUCUCCAGAAAUUCUCGCCAAGAUCGUCAAGAGAGGCGCUCUCGGCUCCAACGACUCCCAUGGGUGCUUCGGCGAAAGUUCAGGCCGCGUCUUCUUUGUCUUCAAACGCAGGAGAGUUGGCGUCACGAUUGCUGCACGACAACCAUCAGAUAACAGCCGCCCCUUCGUUGGAUCCAGCAGCAGAGGGACAGACUCCAGCAAAAUCGCUGCCUUUUUCGCCUACAAGUUCAACCCUCCAGUUUUAGUUGGAAAGUCUGCUAAAACCUCCGAGUUUACGAAACUCGACAUUCCAGUUAAUCGUUGCGGAGCACUACUAGAAUCCGGGCUAUCCUGCAGUGCCCUCCCUGUCAAGAGCAGCAAACGAUGCCGCCUUCACAAGAAACCAAGCCAUAAAAAGCCAGCAAGAGUAGCUCACACAAGUAGUCCCACCCACGACAGCAGCGAGGUUCUGGUACGAGUUACACAACCCACCGAACAAGGCGACCGACCGCUGAAGAGACCGUCUCCGGAGUCAUCAAUCUCAUGUUUUUCUUGCCUCUCACACUCUUCACAAGUACGCAGCAACCCCCCGGAGCCAAAGCGGCGCGGCAGCUUGUCAUUUAACUCGUGGCUCCGCACUUCGGAGCUCCGCAUGGCCAAGAGCCGGGAAUGGGCGGAGCUGAAGAACCCUUUGGGUCCCAGACCUGAGGGCACGAAACUAAGCGCUACUUCAUACAGUAACAUUCUUGCGACUUGCGAGGAAUCGGCAUGCGAGUCUUCGCGCUUGUCUACGCGACGGGAUAUUUGUGGACUGCGACUGGAGGAUGGCACAGUUUGCCUGGAUCCCCCCCGACCUGAUCGAAAACGAUGCGAGGCCCACAAGGGGCUACGCAACCAAGCGCGGCCUCAGUCUCCAAACACGUACCCUUUGAGGCAAGGAAUGUUUUAGUCCUUGGAGUGGGGAUACAAAUGGGAAACCAUCAAUGUAAUAUAAUCUAGCGAGGACCACAGUAGUAUAUUUUUGCCCAACACAAUUGUAUCGUGAAAGCUUUUCCCCCAAUUUUUUUCUUCUUCACUAGCAUGUUUGCAGAGUCCGAUUAAUCGGAGACUGCUAAUCAAUCUAUACCAGCUGUGAAGUUAGUGUACCCUAUCAAAGACAUUUUAUUCCUGUCAUCAGUUCAAUCAUAAGCUUCUCAUGAAAUUCAUUGCCACUCACUCUUUAUGAA